AUGUCCGAACCAGCAGCCGAUGCGUCCGCCUGGGACCGGUCCGAUGCCCGCUCGCGGCAGCCGCCGAUAGUCAACACCAUCCGCCGCAUCCGCCAGGCAUGCACGAAUUGUCGGUGUUCCGGCGAGCGCCCUCGCUGCAUGAACUGCCGCCGAGUCGAUCGCGUCUGUCACUACGAGCCCUACUCCGCCACGAACCCCCCGAGCUCGACGUCUAGCGCUGGCAAUGGCGCAAAGAGAUCGCCGCCUGCCCCGGGCUCGACCUCGACGCUUUUCCCUCGUGCCGGCGUCGUUGAUCCGGAACUGCUCAACAGGAUCAACACUAUUGAAUCGCAACUUGCCCAGCUCCACAGCCAGGGCUUGUUAGGCUUCCUAAAUGGCGAAAACCGCGGCGCAUCGGGGGCUUUCCCCGACCUGACAGCAGCAUCCCGUAACUACCAGGAUCUCUCGCCAGAUUUCACAGAGCCAUCACCUCCUCAGCAUCAAUUCCAGAACUCUCUCCCCGAUACAACAGAACCCGUUUCCGACAUCUCGAAUGCAAUGAGAUUUACCACCGCCCCGCCUCCCCCAGUCAUGGCUCACCUCAUCGACACCUACUUUCUUCACGUCCAUAACCAGCCAUACUCAUACUUCCACGAGCAGAGCUUCCGAGAGAGGCUCAACUAUGGCCUUGUGCCAAAGUGUCUACUCUUCGCCAUUCUAGCAUCCGCCCUCAAGUUCUCCGAUUCUGACUUUUUCCGUGGCUCGCGACGCGAGGCUACCGAGGCAUAUGCUAGAGAGGCUUGGCUGGCUCUCCUCAAUGACCAUCUUACAGUCGAGAACAACCCCAGCUUACCGGUCGCACAGGCUAGCAACAUUCUCGGAGUGGUGGAUUUCACAUGUGGUCGUACCAGCUCAGGAUGGCUCAAGAUCGGACUUGCUGUCCGCAUUGCGCAAGAUUUGCAGCUCAUGAGGGAGCCGUCAAGCACAUUGACGCCGGUUGAACAGGAAGAGCACCGGCGAGCCUUUUGGUCCAUAUAUCUGCUGGAUAAGCUGGUCUCCGUCGGUCAGAGCCGUCCCCCCGCCAUCUCCGAAGAGGACAUACACGUACAGCUGCCCACCGACGAGGAGACGUUCAGAAGGGGUCUGUGGAAGAAGACGCCGACGCUCCAUCAGCUCAUCAACUGGAAGUCCGAGACGGAAUCGGUCAACAGCACCUUCACUCAAACGAUUCUUGCCGCGACGGCUCUGGGACGAUGCGUUCGGUACGUCUUACACGGGCGCGAGAUUGACGAGAUGCCGCCGUGGGAUCCCAGGUCCGACUUUACGCUACUCAACACCUUCCUGCUGCUCAUUGACCACCACCUUCAAAUCGAGACCACCACGAUCCCCCAAAUCGUGGAGCAACAUCGCAAACCGGACGGCACCCUGGAUUUUCAAUCCCUUGAGCACGUGGUGUUUGCGCGCAUCGUCUUCCACACCACCCACUGCCUCCUUAACCACCCAUUUCUCCUCCGGAUGAGGCUGCAAAAGGGAAACUGCAAGGUGCCGCCAAAGUUCCUGACCCGCUCGUUCGAAGUCAGCUGUUCUCAUGCUCGCGCAAUAUCGUGCGUGGUGGAGGACGCCAUCGCCUCUGGCUGCCACGUACAGUCGUCGUUUUAUGCAUAUGCCUCCAUCCUGGCCGGCGGCAUUCUCUCCUUGGCGAUUCACAUCGACCAAGAAAAGGGACAAGUCACGGACCCGGAGCUGCUCAGCCAUUACCAGAAGGCGAUACAGAUUUUGGAACGGGUGGGGAGGAGAUGGGAUCAUGCUUCGAAAAUGCACCUUCAAUUAAUGCUAUUCGAUGCCAACUAUCACUCUCUCGCGGCGCUUUUAGACUCGACAACGCCCGAGGUCGACCCGAAACUGGAGUCUGCCUUGUGGCUGAUGGUUGACUACGUGGCCAUGUCUGCGCAUAACGACUCAGCACUAACGCCGCCGGCACUUUCGACAGAUACGUUCCUGGGUCCGCUCGAUACUCCGAUGGGACUGGAGAACAACGAUGCCUUCGGGGGCAUGGCGCCCAAUGCGAAUCCCGACCCGAACGUUGGCUUUCUUGGAAAUGGAGUACCUCUGUGA
Messenger RNA from Trichoderma citrinoviride, 2094 nucleotides. RefSeq lists its product as hypothetical. Gene Ontology annotation, biological process: regulation of DNA-templated transcription; DNA-templated transcription. NCBI's taxonomy places the organism in Eukaryota, Fungi, Ascomycota, Sordariomycetes, Hypocreales, Hypocreaceae. Gene Ontology annotation, molecular function: zinc ion binding; DNA binding; DNA-binding transcription factor activity, RNA polymerase II-specific. The record is from RefSeq and is a predicted model, not a curated record. The transcript is spliced from 7 exons. Bases 1 to 2094 code for a protein of 697 amino acids. Gene Ontology annotation, cellular component: nucleus.